CUGGAACUGAUUUUGGACUUUGCCCUCAUGAUAAAUCGAACAUGGUGAGCAGUGCCGAGUGUCAGGCGGCUAAGGGUGGGCAUCAUGGUGUCAAGCAGGUGGUGCUUGAAAACUUCAAAUCAUAUGAAGGGCAAGUCUCUGUGGGUCCCUUCAAGAAGUUCACCUGUGUGGUGGGCCCCAAUGGCGCCGGGAAGUCCAACUUGAUGGACGCCGUGAGCUUCGUGCUGGGCGUCCGGACACGGCACCUGCGCAGUGACCGGCUCCAGGAGCUGGUCCAUCGCAAGGAGCAAGAACCCCUCAGUGCUGUGGCCGGACGCCGAUGUUCAGUUGAGCUUGUCUAUGUUGAUGAGUCCGGAGACCAGCCUAAAGAGAAAACCUUCCGAAGGGUCAUCCAGCCGGCUGCUGAGGCACGCUUCCAGAUCAACGGAGAGGCAGUCUCACAGGAGUUCUACCUGAGUAGCCUGGAGGAGAUCAACAUCCUGUCAAAGGCCAGGAACUUCUUAGUCUUCCAAGGUGACGUGGAGGCCGCGGCCCAGCGCCAGGGCAAAGAACUCACUGGCUUCCUAGAGCAGGUCUCUGGCUCCAUCGCCAUGCGAGCCGAGUACGAGAAGCUGGCUUCCGAGAAGGCCAGUAAAGAGGAUGUGGCUCGUGAUCUCUACACCAGGAAGAGAAAUGCCCAAAAUGAGAAGAAGAGGAUGUCGCAACAGAAGGAAGAGGCAGAGAGGUAUCGUUCCAUUGAGUUGGAAAGGCGGAAGCUGCAGGCGGAGUUUGUGCUAUUCAGGGCCUGCUGUGCUGACACCAAGGGCGAGGAGAUUGCAGCAAGCAUUCAAGAUUUGAGGUCGGAGGUUGAUGAGGCUCAGGCAGAUCGAAAGGAGGCAGAUCGUCAGGUGGAGGAGGCUGAAAAAGAGCGUGCGCAGGUGCAGUUGGCUGUCAGUGAAGUUGAGAAGCGUCUACACAGCGCCAAAAGUCACUCGCACCAGCUGAGUCCUGAAGAAGUUCAGGCUCGCAGUGAGCUUCAAGCAGUGGAAAAGCGACAGCAGGAAACCGUGCGCCAGCAAGAGUUGGAUAAGGAGCGCCAGAAGCGCCUCCAGAUACAGGCAGCAGAGCUGAACGAGCGCGUUCGGCAAGUGGAGACCGAGCUUGAAACACUGAGAAGCGAAAGGCGUGAGAUGCCCUUGACGGAGGAGCAGUGGCGCCAGUUUCGACAUGCCCAGGAGGAGGCUGAGCGCUUGACCAGCGUUCAGAGCCAGGAGGCCAAGGACCUCGAGCAGCGCAUCAAGGCGCAUCAGAAGCAGAAAGCCAUGGCUGACAUGGACCGCCGCGAGGCUGACUUGCGCCUUCGGCGAUUGAAGCAGAAGGUCGAAGCCCUGACAUCUGCCCUGAACGUCAAGCAACAAGCGCGGGAGAGUCAGCAGAAGGAGCUAGAGCGGGUGACCAAGGAGUUGGAGGGUAUGGCGGAAGGGCAAAAAUCCCGAGGCAGUGCGCGAAAGAAGCUGGAGGAUGAACGCCAGGAAAUCAUGGAGGAAAUCCAGAACAUCACUGCCACUGAACAGCAGAUCGAAAAGGAACGCAGGUUGACGGAAGUUUGCCAAGAUUUGGCCCAAGUGGUUCCUGGUGUCUCCGGACGCGUGGUCAACCUAUGUCAGCACGUCCAAAAGAAAUACCGAGUGGCGGUGAAUGUCGCGCUUGGUGGUCACAUGGAUGCGGUGGUCACAGACACCAUCCAGCAUGCUAGGCAGUGUGUGCAGCACCUGAAGGAGCGGAUGUUGUCUCCAUUGACCUUCCUACCUUUGGAUAACCUGAGGGCAUCAAUGGAUGUCCGACUCCAAGAGGCACUCCGUGGUCAAGUGGCCAUCCGACCAGCCUUGAGCUGUGUCUCCUUCGAGCCACGCCUGAACCGUGCCUUCGAGUUCAUGCUGUCGGACGUGGUGAUUGCAGACUCGUUGGAUGCCGGCCGGCGAUUUGUUUUUGAAAAGCUCAAAGAUCUGGGCAUCAAAUGCAGGGUGGUCACCUUGAACGGUGAGACCAUCUCCAGGGAUGGCAAUCUGGCUGUGUGGGCACCAAAGGAGAUCCAGGGGUGGACCAAAGCAUGCAUGAAUUUCGGUUUUCUUCGCGCGCGCGCCAAGGAGAUCCAGGGCCUCAAACAUGCACUCACCUGGUGGUGAGGGAGUUGGAUGGAACAUUGAGAUUUGGACGGGAACACUCCAUCUUCUCGAACUCGACCCUCGGCCACGACCCCGCCCCUGUCUACCCUGCACCCCUCCUCCCGCCGUUGGCUGCGUGCGGCGUAGGUCAGCUCCGACGCGGCCAAGAA
Durusdinium trenchii is the source of this 2314-nucleotide messenger RNA. The record is from the annotation of a GenBank genome assembly. Lineage: Eukaryota; Dinophyceae; Suessiales; Symbiodiniaceae.